Molecule: messenger RNA, 2618 nt
Organism: Xyrauchen texanus (razorback sucker)
Lineage: Eukaryota; Metazoa; Chordata; Actinopteri; Cypriniformes; Catostomidae
Product: GTPase IMAP family member 9-like
Exons: 3
Coding region: 214-1788 (524 amino acids)
Molecular function (GO): GTP binding
Source: RefSeq, a predicted model, not a curated record
GAGAGGAGCAUUUUGUCACACCUCAAAUGUGAAAGAAUAUCGGCACAACAGACUCUGCAUAGCCACGUCUUUCUCUGGGAGUUUUCCUGAAUUUGACAUGGUUUCUGUAAAUAGCACGAUUCUGUAAUGUUUGAUUGAAAUGUACUGUAUCUGUUUUCUAAGAAGCGUUUCAUUGGGCUUGUUGUGACUCGUCUACAAUCACACAAAGUGAAGAUGGCGGAGGGGCCUUCACUUCCUGAGUUGUCUGGUAAUGAUUCAGUGAUGCAGAUUCUUCUGAUGGGCAGGAAGGGUUCUGGGAAAAGGUCAUCAGGAAACACAAUACUGGGACAAAGGAAGUUUCAAGUUAAAAGGCCUCAAGAUGAUGUUUGUGAGGAUACGUCACAGAUCAAUGGAAAGCAGGUGCAUGUGAUUGAUCCUCCAGAUCUACUGGAUCCAGAUCUCUCUAAAGAGAAGUUUAAGAGUCUGAAAGAGAAAGUCCUCGCUCUCUGUUCAGCAGGUCUCAGUGCAGUUCUUCUGAUCGUGCCUUUAGAGACAAAAGUGGAAAAUGAGGAAGAGAUUUUAUAUUUGAUUAAAGAUAUAUUAGGACCUGAUGUCCAGAAAUACAUCAUGGUUCUGUUCACACAUGGAGAUGAACUGGAGGAUCUGGACCAGACCAUUGAUGAAUAUCUACGAGACAAAGAUCAUGCGGAUCUACAGCAGCUGGUGACAGAAUGUGGAGGAAGAUUUCACUGUUUCAAUAACAAACGUGAAGUAGAUGAUCAGGUCACACAAUUACUGCAGAAGAUUGAGAGAAUGGCAGGAGAAAAUGGUGGGAAAUUCAUCAAAGCACAAAGGAGAAGGAGCAGAGACACUGAUGUCAAUUUUUCAGGAGAGAGUCCAGCAGAUGAGCAUCUGAUUCCUGAGAGAAGAAAACAGCAGAUCAGACUGGUGUUACUGGGGAAAACUGGGGUUGGGAAAAGUGCAACAGGAAACACAAUCCUCGGCAGAAAUGUGUUUAAAUCUUCUGUUGACUCAAACUCUCAGAUGAAAGAGUGCAGCUCAGAAACCAAUGUGAGGAUCGGUAAAGAGAUCUCUGUGAUCGACACUCCUGGACUUUAUGAUACUGAACUCAGUAAAGACGAGGUUAUAAAUGAAAUGGUGAAAUGCAUCUUCUUAUCCUCUCCUGGACCGCACGCUUUUCUCAUCGUGAUUAAAGUCGGACGAUUCACUGAGGAGGAGAAAAAUACAGUGAAGCAGCUGAAAGAAGUGUUUGGAGAACACAUGGAGAAAUACACAAUGAUCAUCUUCACUCACAAAGAUCAGUUAGACCAGGAAAAUAAAUCCAUUGAAGAAUAUCUACAGAAAGCUGAUCCAGAUCUUCAGACUCUUGUAAAGAACUGUGGAAACAGAUACUUCUGUCUGGACAACAAAUCUGCCAGUUACCCACAGUUCAGAGAUCUCCUCAAGAAAAUAGAGAUGAUGAUGGCAGACAAUGGAGGGAUGCACUUCACCAGUGAGAUGUUUGAAGGAGCAGAGAAGUGCAUUCAGGAAAGGCAGAAGCAGAUGUUUGAUGAGAAAGUUGAGCUGUACAAACAGGAGCACAAUUUAGUUGAUCCAACAGUAUGGCAGAAGAUAUACUGCAUUUUAGCAGAAGAGUCACAUCAGGAAGCUCUGAAAUCGAUCAUUAAUGAAAUCAUUAGAUCGUGCUGUCUGGAGAACACAUUGACACAUUGUCUUGUGGAGGAGGUAAAAACUUUAAUUGAAGCCAUAAUGACACUUACAGAUCUAGAAAUGUGUAGAAUUCAGUGAGAGGGAUGUGACCGUCUUAUUUACAAACCCCUACAAAUAAAACAUUUUGUGCCUUUUUAUUUUCAAAGUCAAUCUUGUUUAUAAAAUGAAAGGUUCUUUAUUGGCGUCUAUGGCUUAUGUUGUCAAUACACACCAUGCACUUCCAAUACUUGCCAUUGCACUGGGAUGUAGUGCAACUACCACAAAGGGUCAAACAUUUUAAUUUUAUGGUCACAUGAGGGUAAAUAGAUAAAGACAGACUUUUCAUUAUACCUUUGAUUUUGAUAUAAAAUGGCAUUUAAAUGAAUGUAAAUCAGACAAUUAUUGUUUACCAAAGCAUGAUUAUUUUAAUCGAGUGUAAAUAUUCCUUCCUUAAACGUACACUUCAGAAACUGCUGUCUUGCUGUUUUAAUGCCAGAAGGACCUUUAGUUCCUGCUGGUGGAGAUACACACACUGUGAAUGUCACUGAUGAGAGAGAAACACAUUCAUAAUCUGACUUUACAAUAGAGCUGUAUCUCCAGACUGACCACAGUAAAGUCCUUUAAAUACAUGAUCAAUCUUCAAUGCUGUAGGAUAGUAUAGAGGAGAGCAGAGAGAACAUUCAAUGACCUCUUUCACAAUACACUCACAGUGGCAGUAUUGAGCAAUUCAUUCCUUUACAUAGAUUGUGCUUAUAUUUGUGUAACUGUUAAUAUAAAGUGGGGAUGUGGGGUUGUGUAUAACUGAUGUUCAUAGCCUUUUAAAUGUAAGGUCUGAUGGCACUUAAAGACAGUUUUUCAGAAUUGUAAUAUAAGUCUAGUGUAUGAGAAUGCGCUGUUACAUUAUUAUGUGCAAAUAAAAUAAUCGUUAA